UUUGAAUACAAAGAUUUUGGAACAUAUUUUGAGUUUAUUUGCGGCGUUACUUUUGAUAAUUCUAACAUCCAGUGUUACUAUCAGCAAACGGCAUUAUAUGCCAGACAUACAAAGAUAUAUUUGCUUGGUAGAUCAAGAUGUCUGCUCUCCAAAUACACAAUCAAGAUAAAGAGAAUGCUGGGGCCCGACCAAAAGGAAAUAGAUUACCUCUUGGUAGUGGUUCUAAUUUCAAUAGAAUCAAGUCAUUUCAAGGAUCUAAUACACCGGCAUUUGUAACACCACGUAAAGCCUUGGGCAAUGCCCAGAACAUUUUAAAUCAAACCCCACAUAAUUUGAAGCCUGGUGGAUUAGCUUUAAAACCUGUCAGCAAUAUUAAACCUUCUGUUAAUCUUCACAAACAAUCUGUGAAAUCAAAACGACAUGUUUCUUUUAAAAAUAAUAUUCAAGAUAAAGAAAAUGUUAACCAUAAGAAGCCAAUGAAAGUCAAGGCACCUGUUGUAAUGCAAAUAGAUAAUAACCAGAGAGUUUUAGAUAUAGAUGAAGUAGAUCAUAUGUCUAUCCCUCCAGAAAUUCAAGAUAAUCGAGUUCCUCCACCAGAAGAAAAAAUUUCCAAUUAUCUGGAGAAAAUAAUUAAGUGGCGUCCUCCAUGUUUAUUUGGUAUUCCACCUCUCAGUGAUGAUGAUGACCCAGUAGGACCAGUUUAUAGAGAAGAUGUAUUUGAUAAUUUAGAUGAUCUUACUAAACUAGACACAGAUGGUUUAGGUCAUUUAGAUGAUAAGUUGUUUGAUGAUAUACCAGAUAUACUAGAAGUUGAUAUCCCUUACAUUGACGAGACAUUACCUACCCUUGAUUUACCCUCACCUGGUUUAGACGAUUCUAUCAAUAACAUCAGCAUCCACCUGGGAGUUUUACAACUGAAUGACAGUGUUUUAAAUUAGUUCUCAUUACCAUUUCUGAGUGGUUAUUUAGUUUUUCAACCUAUAUGUUAUAACUCAUCAAUUCAUUUUCAAGUUGUGAAUGUGAUCUAUACAGUUGUGUGUUUUAAUUUGUUUUCAUAGUGUAUGCUUUCAACUUUUUUCUUCUACUACUAUUCAUUUACCUUUACUCUUUUCAAAGUUUUAUUUCUGAAAUUCAUUUGCUAUGUAUACCCUUAUGAUUGAUUGCUAUAGCUCAGCAGUCAGCAAUAUAAUAUUUAUAUACAGUGUAUUGAUUUGUGGUGAUAUUAAUUUCUUUCCUAUCAAUAAUAUAAAUAUUGCAUGAGGCUAGAGAUAUUUUAAAGAUCUAUAUAAUGCUUUAUUGAUAUGUACUAGUCACACUGUAAUAUCAGUACAUACAAAUAUAUAUAUAGAGAGUAUUGCAUCAUAUAUUGUCUAAUGACUACAAAAUAUAAGUGAUUGCAAGCAUUCUUUUGUUCUAUAUUUUAUUGCAUUGCCAAGAAGGGGAAGUUUGUUUAGUAUAUUUUUUAUGUUAUAACGCCUAAAGAGUAUUGUUUUGCCUUCUGACUAGAAUAGAAACAUUUUGCUUGCCAUGCAGUAUGAAUUCAUUUAAGAUUUAUGGCUGAAAAAUGGCUUUUAUUCUGAUUUUAAAUAAAAUAUUUUAAUCACUC
Messenger RNA from Lottia gigantea (owl limpet), 1606 nucleotides. RefSeq lists its product as hypothetical. Bases 138 to 938 code for a protein of 266 amino acids. Lineage: Eukaryota; Metazoa; Mollusca; Gastropoda; Lottiidae. The record is from RefSeq and is a predicted model, not a curated record. The transcript is spliced from 6 exons.